AUGAAUACAGCCCCUAUUGCUGUUAUUGGAUUUUCGUUCAAGCUGCCUCAGAAUGUCGAGGAUGACAAUAGUUUCUGGGAUAUGCUCGAAAAACGAAAGAACCUGAUGACUGACUGGCCUAGGUCUCGAGUUUCUAUCGAUUCUAUAUAUGAUAGCGAGUCCACUGGGCCUAAUGUUUUACGUUCCCGUGGAGGGCAUUUCUUGGCUGAAGACCCGACAGCAUUUGAUGCCCCUUUCUUUGCCAUUACACCGGCUGAAGCAUCUGCCAUGGACCCGCAGCAGAGACUAGUCUUAGAAUCGUCUUAUCAUGCUCUUGAAAACGCUGGUAUUCCCAUGGAAAAUCUUAAUGGGUCCCUCACAGCUGUCUUUGCUGCAUCAUUCACUACCGAUUUCGCCCAUCUACAUGCUAAAGAUCCGGACUCGGCACCACGUGCAAUUGCCACCGGUACGGCUUCUACUAUGUUGCCUAACCGGGUGAGCUGGUACUUCAACUUACAAGGCCCGAGUAUUCAUGUAGAUACUGCCUGCUCCUCUAGCUUAACGGCGUUGGACAUGGCUUGCCAAUCACUACGCAGUGAAGACGCGUCUAUGGCAUUUGUUAUUGGCUCCAACCUAUUAUUGAGUCCUGAGCAUUCAUUACAUUUUUCAAGUGUCAACCUUUUAUCACCGGAUAGCGUUUGUUACAGCUUCGACCAUCGCGCAAAUGGGUAUGGCAGAGGCGAGGGUAUUGUUGCUCUCCUCUUGAAGCCAUUGUCGGCUGCCCUUAAUGAUGGCGACAUGAUCAGAGCCGUGAUACGAGCAACCGGCUCGAACCAGGAUGGGCGUACGCCAACUAUCAAUCACCCAAGUGCGGAUGCCCAGGAAAGGUUAAUUCGGAGGGUUUAUAAGAAAGCCGGGCUAGGAUUCGGAGCGACUCGCUAUGUUGAAGCUCACGGCACUGGUACCCCUACUGGAGACCCUAUUGAGGUAGAAGCUAUCAGUAGAGUCUUUAAAACCUACCAAUCUAGACAACAGCCCCUCUUCAUGUAUGGUUCCGUCAAGUCGAAUAUGGGCCAUUUAGAAGGAGCGAGCGGCCUUGUAGGUGCAGUCAAAGCCAUCUUGGCCUUAGAAAAGGGCAUGAUUCCUGCGAACGCCCUAUUUGAGAAAUUGAAUCCCCGCAUAGAGGAAUAUUCUGAUCAUAUCACGAUUCUCACUACAAAUACUCUUUGGCCAUCGCAGGGGGUCCGUCGAGCCUCAGUGAAUUCUUUUGGUUUGGGGGGCUCCAAUACCCAUGUCAUACUAGACGACGCAAUGAGUUACUUCGAAGGCCAUGGGAUCCUAGGGGCUCACAAUUGUACCUCACACCCCGAAUUAGUGGGAUCGCCUCGUUGGGGGCGUGAAGGAGAGGUUGCAACUUCACCUAAGAUCUUCGUGUGGACCGCGGCGAGCGAAGAUGCGAUCAAUCGGCUAGUUCAAAGUUAUGGCCUAUACUAUCGCACGGAUAUUGCCAAUGACUCCGAAAAGCUGGAUAGACUGGCUUACACUUUGUCCAAUCGUAGGAGUAUAAUGCCUUGGAGAACAUUCGCCAUUUUGGGUGGCGACUCAGUCGAUAAGGCCUCCAUACCUGAGCAACUACCUGUAGUAAAACCAUGUCGGGCUUCAGCCUCUAUCGGAGCCGCGUUUAUUUUCACAGGCCAAGGCGCACAAUAUGCCCAUAUGGGAUCUGGCCUGCUUCGGUAUACAGUGUUUAGAGAAGCUCUGGAGCGGGCCGAUGAAGCCUUUAAACAACUCGGAUGCCCCUGGUCUGUAUUUGAGGUAAUCGAAAACAAAGAGAUUAUCAACCUUCCGGAAUAUAGCCAGCCGAUAUGUACAGCUCUCCAGAUUGCUCUUGUAGAGCUUUUGAAGAGUUUCGGGGUUACCCCGGUGGCCGUGGUUGGGCAUUCUUCUGGUGAAAUUGCGGCUGCCUAUGUAAUAGGGGCCUUGUCUUUACAAUCAGCUUGCAAAGUUUCCUACUUCCGUGGGAAAUUAGUUUCCGAGCUUUGUAGAAGCACUUCCAACCCAGGAGCAAUGAUGUCCGUUGGCUUGUCAAAGGACCACAUACCAAUUUACCUCGAUAAGGUAAAUCCGUCAAUCCCGAAAGAUGAGAUCCAUAUAUCAUGCAUAAACAGCCCGACGAAUUGCACAGUAUCAGCAACGGAGAGUUUGAUCGACCAAUUGAAAACAAAACUUGAGCUAGACGGCGUAUUCGCUCAAAAGUUGAACACGGGUGUAUCUUACCACUCACCAGCAAUGGAGGAAAUAGCCGACAGAUAUAAGGAAUUGAUGGGAUCUCUCCAAAUUAACGUCGGCUGUGAUCCCGCUGCGAUCAUGGUGUCUUCCGUUACCGGUGAACUAAUUUCUCCUGAAAUACUCUCUAAAGCCCAAUAUUGGGUAGACAACUUGGUAUCCCCAGUAAGAUUCGCAGACGCAGUUAUCACCCUCAUGCAACAAUGGGUCGAGCCCCUUACCAACAUGAUUGAGAUAGGCCCACACUCCACGCUGCGUCGACCAGUACGGGACGCCGUAAACUCCAUAUCACAGUCUAUCAGAUACCACACAGUGCUUAAUAGAUCUAAGCCCUCAAUCAUAAGCACCCUAGAGCUUGCCGGCACGUUCACGAAACCACCUAGGAUAUUAGUGGAUUGCCCUAAGUAUCCUUUUGAUCAUUCGCGGAUAUACUGGGAAGAGCCCCGUUUCGCUCGUGACUUCCGGUUACGCGGAGGAACUUCUGGGCGUAUCUUGGGAAGACGGGUAUACGAUUGGAACCCUUUAGCACCGCGAUGGAGGGUGCUUUUGAGCCUAGAAUACUUCCCAUGGCUAGAAGACCACACCAUUGGCAAUAUGACUCUCCUUCCCGGUGCAGCUAUGCUAGUGAUGGCGGUAGAAGCAGUACAAGAAAUAUCAGCGAAAAGCGAAGAAAUCUCCGGGUUCUUUAUCAAAGAAGCGCAGUUUCUCAGUCCUAUAGUCAUCGAAGAAGCUGCCAAUGGUACAACGGAAGCAUCGCUCCACCUGCAUCGAUUGCAACAACCACAUGAGAAGGACUCGAACUUGUUCGAGAUCACCAUAUUCUCGUACCGGAAAAAUAUCUGGGAUAAGUGCUUUAAGGCAAUUAUCGAGUCCCAAUAUCAGGUAGAUGCCGAUGAAAACCGCGAGGCACAAUCAGAGAAAGAUGCAAUUCUCCAACGUUUUGACGUAUCUGCCAAUCCAAACGCUGCGACCAUUGAGUUAAGUGCGUUUUACUCUUUCUUGGAGAAGACAGCGAUCAAAUACGGUCGAUCGUUCAGGCUUCUGCAAGACAUACGGUGGAAUGGUCCCGGUUCUUCCACAGCUAGGAUUGAUGUAUCAGCGCACAAAGGACGUGAUAUUGUUCAGCCCCCGGUUCUCGACGCCGCAAUUCAUAUUGCUCUGCUUGACGCUUCAAAGGGGCUGUUUGAAUCACCUCCUAGCCUUGUCCCUCAGAAGCUGUCCAACACAUGGAUCUCAGCAAAGGGCUGGGAUUGCAUUCAGGCCCCGUCAAUUCGUGUAUUGUCGGAGUCGAAAAUGCAAGGCUCGAGUUUCGAGGCGAUGAUUCAUGUCCUUGGAGACGAUAAUGCGCCGUUAUGUUCCAUGGAAUGCCUAGUCAUGGCUCCCGUAACAUCACAGACUAACGCAUCGGAAAACGAGCAUCGAAAAUUGCUCCAUAAUAUCGAGUGGAAGCCGCAAUUGAGCUCUUUGGACCCUCAUCAGUUACAGGAUUUCUGUGACUCUGCCUCUUCAGACACCAUAAACGUAGAUGCGGCUUCAGUCUCUGAGUUGUAUCAAAACAUCGAGCUUGCUAUGGUCACAGCGGCGCAUAAGGUGUUACAGGAUUUGAAAUGGCCAGAGGAACCUCUAGAUAAGCCACGUCACUUGAGUAAACUAGUAUCCACUAUAAGAUACCUCUACCGACUUCACUAUAAAUCUGAGGGUGCUGGGGAGAUGAGCGACGAGGCCAUAAACACAACAUGGAAAAGUCUCGAAACCUUCAAGCCAGGAUGGAAAAUAUUCCCCGCCAUAAUUGACAAUCUCAAAGGUAUUCUCUACGGAGAAAUCGAUCCGUUGCAAGUUCUCUUCACAGAAGGCUAUGCCGAGACCUUCUACAGUUCAAUCUUUUCCGAUUUAUGUAGCGAAAAAUUCCGAAGAUUCGUUGACGUACUGUCGCAUGAGAACUCGGGCCUUCGAAUCCUCGAAAUUGGCGCCGGCACGGGUGGAUUGACACAGCAUGUUCUGUCGGCAUUCCAAGCGCUAGAAGAACAAACCGGAACUUCUAGAAUUUCCGAGUAUGUGUAUACCGACAUAUCCUCUGCUUUUUUCGAAAAUGCUAGGUCCAAGUUCCAACACUUCGCGGGGAGGAUUAGUUUUAUGAAACUUGACAUUGAACGUAACAUUGAGGGGCAGGGGCUUGACUUGAGUGACGGUUACGACGUCAUUAUCGCCGGCAGUGUCCUCCAUAUCGCGACAGAUUUAUCCACUGCUCUGCAAAAUAUCUAUCGUGCUCUUAGACCCGGGGGAUACCUUAUCAACGCCGAGAGCACAAUCCCAGAAAGUGCUGCUGCAAAUAUUGGAUUCGGUGUCUUACCAGGCUGGUGGCAAGCCAAUGAAGACUGGCGUGCACAUAGCCCCCUCUUAAAAGAAUCGCAAUGGGAGAAGAUCUUGCGAGAUACGGGGUUUUCCAAGAACCUUCUCACUCUCAGGGACAGUGGAAGUGAUUUAUACCAUAUAUUCAGCCUCAUGGUAUCAACCAAACCAUCGCCACGGGAGGGGAUUUCAGGUCGACAACCCAUAGUCGUUAGCAACAACUCGAAAGAGCAAUAUGCGUUGGCCACAACAAUGCGCCAUGCGCUUGGUGCUAUUACCAUGCCUCUUGACCGCUUGCAUCCGGAGAGGAUCACUACAGAAGACAUUGUUGUUGUUAACCUCGAUAUUGGCAAACCGUUUCUUGCUAAUAUGUCGGAUACCGAGUUCUACGCGAUCCAAGAGCUCGUGAAAGCAGCCAAAAACUUGGUAUGGAUUACGGCAACAGGUAUUGAAGAACCAAAUUAUCCUCAUUACCAAGCCACGACAGGGUUCAUAAGAACCCUGCGAUCAGAAUCUUUUGACAGGCGUUACGUGACGCUAUUGAUCGAGUCGACCCCUCCCCAAACGCCAGAACAGAUCGUGGGCCACAUCGAGAAGGUUUUCGAAGUCCUCUCUAGAGAAACUUCAAGUUCGGAGCUGGAGUUCAUUGUCCGUGACUCAUGCUUGAAUAUCGGGAGAUUAGUGGAGGGACCCAGCUUGAACGAGGAAUUACGAUCCUUAGCUACUCCACGCCUGAGAGAAGAAUCCUUCGGUUCAAUACCUGCUGUAAAACUAUCUACUAAGGCAAAUGGCCCCCUAGAAACUUUUCAGUUUAUGGAAGAUCUCACUUACGACGCACCAUUAAGUCCAAAUGAAGUUAAGAUCAAGGCAAAUGCAUGGGCUCUUAGUUUCCGGGAUCUUUUCAUAGCCUUAGGACGAUUGCCAAAGGGAGGCAUGGGCUAUGAAUGCAGCGGCGUUGUAACAAGAAUCGGUACUGAUGUCGCGUUGGCGGCAAGUCUACAAAUCGGAGAUAGGGUUGUCUUGUGUUCGACGGGAGGGAUGCGUACCUAUCCUCGGGCAGACGUGCAGGACGUAUUCAAAAUCCCGGAGGGAAUCUCCUUUGAGGAUUCCAUCGCUGCUAUAACGCCGGGCAUAACAGCCUAUCACUCCUUGAUCAACGUCGCUCGGAUUCAAGAAGGCGAAAGCAUUCUAAUACACUCAGGAGCGGGAAGUACAGGCCAGAUAGCCAUCUGGAUUGCGAAAAUGAUUGGCGCUAACAUCUUCGUUACUGUUGGCUCCGACCAAAAAAAGCAGUUACUUAUAGACGGCUUCGACAUCCCGGAGGGUCAUAUCUUCAAUAGUAGGAGGCCAUCUUCUUUUGCAAAGGGUAUUCUGAGGGCUACGGCGGGGCGUGGUGUUGAUGUCAUUCUGAACUCGCUUUCGGGGGCUGGCCUUAGGGCGUCGUGGGAAUGCAUCGCGCCCCAUGGUAGAUUCGUUGAAAUCGGGAAGACAGAUAUAAUGGCAAAUUCAUCGCUGCCUAUGUCAAAUUUUGCUCGGAAUGCCUCGUUCUUUGCCGUCGAUAUCUUCCAUAUUUCCCAGUCAAACCCAACGCUGAUGCGUGCCUUAACCUCUCACGUGAGAAAUCUUCUGGCCGGCGGGAAUAUUCGCAAUCCCACGCCACUUCAUUGUUAUCCAGCCUCGGACGUGGAGGGGGCUUUCCGCUUCAUGCAGAGCGGGGCAAACACAGGGCGAAUCAUUAUCAAAGCAAAUGAAUCGGACGUUAUACCGACAUUUCGCCGACGGCAAACAGCAUGGACCUUUGAUCCUAAUGCUUCAUACCUUGUUGCUGGUGGAUUGGGAGGUUUGGGAAGAGUAAUAAUAAAAUGGAUGGCUAAAAAGGGGGCUAAGCAUUUGAUUCUGCCUUCACGAUCAGGUAUAAAAACUCAAGCCGCGCAUGAUGUCGUCGCUGAAUUGAAGGAGAAUGGCGUUUCCGUUAUGACACCGAAAUGUGACAUAUCAGUCAGUUCUUUGACGGCCGUCCUUGCUGAAUGCGCUCACACCAUGCCACCUAUCAAGGGUUGUAUAAAUGCAGCCAUGGCUCUCCAGGACUCCACCUUUGAAAAUAUGAGCUAUGGGCAAUGGAAACGCACGAUUCAAUCGAAGAUCGACACAUCCUGGAAUCUGCAUAAACUCCUGCCGCGGUCAAUGGAUUUCUUCGUCCUACUCUCGUCGUUGUCCGGCUUUUUGGGGAGUGCAUCCCAGGCGAAUUAUGCAGCUGGGUGUACGUUUCAAGAUUCUCUAGCACGGUAUCGAACGUCUCAUAGAGAAAAAGCAAUCAGCAUAGACGUUGGUUGGAUGCGUACGAUUGGGAUAGUUGCUGAGACGAAAGAGUACCGUCGGGUAAGAAAUGUCGCCCGAGAUAUGUGGCCUAUUGAAGAAGAAGAGAUCUUGUCAUUACUUGAUCUUUGUUGUGAUCCUUCAUUACCAGUCCUGUCCCCAGACAAGAGCCAGCGGCUGAUCGGCACCAAAACUCCCUUGGAUUUUAUCGCACAAGGGGAGGACCCGAUUCCAGCUGUCAGUACCCCAAUGUUCGCAGCAUUUAGAUCAACUAGGAAUGUUUCUCAGGCUGGAUCGAAACGCGGGCUUAGCAACGAUGGCGCUCUCUUCAAACAAGCGACGGACUCGCCCGAGCGAAUAGCGAUCGUUGUACGAGCGAUUCGCUCAAGGCUAUCCACAGCUUUAUCCAUCGCUCUAGAUGAUGUGGACACGGACAAGACACUCUUCGAUUAUGGAAUAGACUCUCUCACGGCGGUCGAGUUUAGAAAUUGGAUUGGAAGAGAGUUCCAUGCCAAUCUGACUGUCUUGGAUAUUAUGGGAAAGGCUAACAUCUUGGAGAUAGGUAGAGUGGUGGCGGAGAGGACGUCAUUAGCGAGCUAA
Molecule: messenger RNA, 7530 nt
Organism: Hypoxylon trugodes
Lineage: Eukaryota; Fungi; Ascomycota; Sordariomycetes; Xylariales; Hypoxylaceae
Exons: 14
Coding region: 1-7530 (2509 amino acids)
Biological process (GO): secondary metabolite biosynthetic process; fatty acid biosynthetic process
Molecular function (GO): 3-oxoacyl-[acyl-carrier-protein] synthase activity; fatty acid synthase activity; oxidoreductase activity
Source: RefSeq, a predicted model, not a curated record